This is a messenger RNA of Chaetomium globosum CBS 148.51, 735 nucleotides long. RefSeq lists its product as uncharacterized. The coding region runs from base 1 to 735 and encodes 244 amino acids. The record is from RefSeq and is a predicted model, not a curated record. NCBI's taxonomy places the organism in Eukaryota, Fungi, Ascomycota, Sordariomycetes, Sordariales, Chaetomiaceae. The transcript has 2 exons.
AUGGGUGCCGCCGUCUUGGACCUAUAUCUCAACAAACUGCUUGCGGACUUUGAGACCAGACUCCAGCGAACCGACCUAGACGACGGCCAGGGCGGCAAGAAGACCGCAGGGAGCGUUAUUCUUACCGCCUGGAGCAAGAUACAGCGGACUACGCUCGAGGAGCGACAGCAGGGGCCGGCCGCGAACUGUGGGACUGCGGGAGCCCACGGCGGUGGAGAAAGCCGCGAGAACGAUCGCGCGCUGGACGGGGGGAACCGUAGAUACGAACAAGGAGACGCUAUUCCGGAACGGAACCCUAAGGAGGCACGACGGUCUCAGCAAGGCGAAGAGCUCACUGCUGAUUCAAAUCCGGACGGGAGCAAUAGGCUUACGGGACUUCUCGUUUACACGGGGAGUCCUGGAGGUUUUGACUCCUGCUUGCGAGUGUGGCGAGGGACGAGAGACUGCCGAACACCUGGUAGUGUGGUGUUUGGCCCCACCGUUGACUCGAAGAUGGGAGAGAAUUGGAAUUCGGACACGACGGGACUUUUACUCUGUUCUACACGGCAUCAAUCCCACGACUGCACGGCUCGCGAGGAGAGUCCUCGACUGGCUGAUGGACUCGGGGAAGCUGCCGAUGUACAGCUUAGCCAGGAGGCUCGAGCUAGAAGCGGCGGCCUGAAGCGCCCCCGUCCGGAGGCCAGGAGGCCUCCUCUCUUUAUAUACGCAGACUCACCAGAACGCAUCGUUCCUUGA